GGAUAGGAUGGGCUGGGGGCUGGUGCCGGGCUUGGCUGUGUACUGGGCUGUGCAGAACUAGGGGUAGGAUCUGAGUGUGUUUAUAUAGCCCAGGCAAACCCGCUCUCUGGCCCAUUCCCUCUAAGCCAGAGAAUACAACCCUACCAGGACCGCUGGCAAGGGAUUGUUUAGCAUUUAACAAGAGAGAGAAAGAGAGAGCGAGACAGAGAGAAAGAGAGAGAAAACAGAGAGCGAUAGAGUCAGAAAGAGAACAUACACAUAUAGAGGAAGCCAGAGAUAGAGUGGUCAACAGGGACACAUAGGAGGAAAGAUAGAGAUUGAAAGAAAGAGAAAGAGGUUGAGAGAGAGACAGAGAGAGAGAGAGAGAGAGAGAGAGAGAGAGAGAGAGACAGAGAGAGAGAGAAAGAAAGAGUUGAAGAAAUAGGUCUGAGAUAUUUAACACACACUCCUAUUUACCUCUCUCUCAACAUACUCACAUUUACCUCUCUCUCAACAUACUCACACACAUUGUGAGACAGAGAGAAAGCAGACAAAACUCACCACACAAAGUCUGUGACAGAUAGAUAGACCUCAACACAGACAGACAGACUCUCUGAGACACGGACGGCAGGCAGCAUGUUUCUGUGGCGGCUCCCCCAGGCAGCGUGCCUGGUGUUGGUGUGUGUGUCGCUGACUCUUGGGUACGAAGACGAUAUAGAGGUGAACUAUGGUGACAGCUACUACAACGAGAUCACAGAGGGAGAGCCACUGGAGCCCACAGCUACCCCAGCCCCAGGACCCUGUAAGGCUACAGACAUGACUAAAUGGGACAAGCUCUUUUCCAUGCUGGAGAACUCUCAGAUGAGGGAGAACAUGCUUCUGCAGUUCUCCGAUGACAUCAUCAAGGUGGAAUUGGGGUCGCUGCGUGGAGAGAUGCUAAGGUUCGUGGCUCAGUACGGAGGGGCCUGUGGCGUUGCGGUGGAGACCGCUGGGCGGAGGAUGUCCAUGCAGAUGGAGGCUCGCCUCAGGGAGAGCAUGGAGCAUCUCAGACAGGAUCGAAGCACUGACGCUGGGAAUUCAGCUGGGAAUAGCCAUCAGGAAAAGCUGUUACAGCAGCUUCUAACUGCAGCGAGGACACAGGCUAUCCGACUUAUCAAGCUGGAAAACAUCUGCCUGAAUAAUCCAGAGGCUAAGGGGGAAAACUUGCAGCAGGAAGUGGCAUCAGCAGAGAUGCUGGUUGCCGUGGUGACAGAGCUGGCGAAGACGAGGGCAGUGCUAGAACUCGCGCUCAAGUCGGCACAGCAACGACACCUGCCUGCAGGCUGUGAGACCGCUCUUCUCUUCCCUAUGCGUUCCCCUCGUAUCUUCUCGUCAGUGACACCAGACCUCCCUCUCUCCCUCUCUUCCUUCACCGUGUGCCUGUGGGCCAAGCCCGUCUCCGUCUCCAACAGAACCGUGCUGUUUUCCUACGGAACCAAACGGAACCCCUAUGAGAUACAGCUCCUUCUUAGCGGAACAAGGGCUCUCUUCACCGUGGGAGGAGAGGCUCACCUGGUGGAGGCACGGGGAGUGGUGAAAGGAGGAGGAGUUUGGACCCACCUAUGUGGGGCUUGGAGCUCUGAGCAGGGCAUAGCGUCACUAUGGGCCGAUGGACACAGAGUGGCAUUCACACCCGGGGUGGCCGAGGGCCACAUGUUACCGGAUGGAGGCUCACUCCAGCUGGGGCAGGAGAGGAACGACGGUGGGGUCUCUGGAGGGUCAGGUGGCAGUGGGAGUCAGAUGCCUGGGUUUGAGGGAGGUUUCGAUGCCAAGUUGGCAUUCGCUGGGAAGAUGACAGGGGUGAACAUGUGGGACCGUGUGCUGACGGAGGAGGAGAUAUCCCAGCUGGCUUUGCAAGACGGUGAGGGGUGUGAGCAGAGGGGGAAUGUAGUUGGGUGGGGCUUGACGGAGAUUGUGCCUCACGGGGGUGCUCAGUUCAUCAACUAACUCUGAUGACGUUUUCAUCAUCAUCAUCAUCAUCGUUUAAACGAACUCUAUCAUCAUAAUUCUCAUCAUCUUCAUCCUAAUCGUCAUCAUUUAAAUGAACCAUCGUUUUCAUCAUGUAAAUGAACUUUCAGCAUUUAAAUUAACUAUCAUCAUCUUCGUCGUCACCAUUAUAAACUAACUCUGCUGCCCUAAGACCUGCAGUGCAGAACAGCCCGACCGGCUGAGACUGCAACAACAAUGUGAACAUGAACAACAACACCAGCUCUCUUCAAUGGCUAAAGAGACUGGAGAAGAAUGUGCCCUGUUAGAGGAGUGUUUCCCAUUAAGAGAAGCAGUGGUAACACACACACACACACACACACACACACACACACACUCAGACACACACACACACACACACACACACACACACACACACACACACACACACACACACACACACACACACACACACACACACACACGGUGAGAAGCAUUAGUAUACAUAGUCUAAGGAGUAGAAGUGGAACAAACAUCAUUUACCACAGAUAUAAAGAGAAAAAUGAAAAGGAAAGAACAGAGGUGAGAGAGACAAAAAUAUGCUUUGGGCCAACUGGCACAAAACCAGUCUGCAAGUGUCAUCACUAGAUGGCCAUGCUAGAGGACUUGCACUGCUGAUGGCUAUAUCAUCAGCAGUGCAAGUACAUUAGCUGUUUGUUAUUAAUAGAGUGUUAGGGUUAAGGGGUAAGGUAAAUGGGAAAGGGUUGAGGUUUGGGUUAGUUGUUAAAGUGGAAUUUCUGGCUAAAAAAACACUUUAUCUUUGUCCUCUCUAGCAUGGCUACGUAGUGACAACUAUCUGUAAGCUGCCAUAGGAGGUUUUAAUCAUUCUAUUACCUUAUAAUCUUAUGCUUCCGGCAAAAGUAAAAAAAAAUCCAAACGUUGUUUCCAACUUUGUAUUUAUCAAAGUGUUUACAUUCAGAUGUGAAAAACAUAAUAUUUUUGUUGUUUUGUAUUUUGCUUAGUUUUCCAUACACCCAGAGGUCUUUCCUUACACCCAGAGGGCUUUCCAUACACCCAGAGGUCUUUCCAUACACCCAGAGGUCUUUCCUUACACCCAGAGGGCUUUCCAUACACCCGGAGGUCUUUCCAUACACCCAGAGGUCUUUCCAUACACCCAGAGGUCUUUCCAUACACCCAGAGGUGUUUCCAUACACCCAGAGGUCUUUCCAUACACCCAGAGGGGUUUCCAUACACCCAGAGGUCUUUCCAUACACCCAGAGGGGUUUCCAUACACCCAGAGGGGCAUCCAUACACCCAGAGGGGUUUCCAUACACCCAGAGGUCUUUCCAUACACCCAGAGGGGUUUCCAUACACCCAGAGGGGUAUCCAUACACCCAGAGGUCUUUCCAUACACCCAGAGGGGUUUCCAUACACCCAGAGGGGUAUUCAUACACCCAGAGGGGUUUCCAUACACCCAGAGGGGUAUCCAUACACCCAGAGGGCUUUCCAUACACCCAGAGGGGUAUCCAUACACCCAGAGGGCUUUCCAUACACCCAGAGGGGUAUCCAUACACCCAGAGGGCUUUCCAUACACCCAGAGGGGUAUCCAUACACCCAGAGGGGUAUUCAUACACCCAGAGGGGUUUCCAUACACCCAGAGGGGUAUCCAUACACCCAGAGGGCUUUCCAUACACCCAGAGGGGUAUCCAUACACCCAGAGGGCUUUCCAUACACCCAGAGGGGUAUCCAUACACCCAGAGGGCUUUCCAUACACCCAGAGGGGUAUCCAUACACCCAGAGGGCUUUCCAUACACCCAGAGGUGUAUCCAUACACCCAGAGGGCUUUCCAUACACCCAGAGGGCUUUCCAUACACCCAGAGGGGUAUCCAUACACCCAGAGGGCUUUCCAUACACCCAGAUGGGUAUCCUUAGUCCCUGUUUGUUUUGCAUCUCAUUUGAGACAGAAACACUUGAUCUGAAAAGCGGAACUGUGGACAAUUCUUACAGAAUCUGUUACAACGAUCUCUGCUCUUUGUUAACGUAGUAGGCAAUGUGUAUCAUAUUGUAAAUUGUUUUGUGUUUUUGUCAAGAAGUAAAAAUGAAUGUAUUUUGUAUAUAAAUAUUUUUUGGCAUACAGUAUGACUAAAAAUGGAGAAUAAACGAGAAACGAGAAUAAAAUGACAUGUUAACAUUAA
Messenger RNA from Oncorhynchus masou masou (cherry salmon), 4139 nucleotides. It is a transcript of the gene ptx3a, whose product is annotated as pentraxin 3, long a. Gene Ontology annotation, biological process: innate immune response. The record is from RefSeq and is a predicted model, not a curated record. Gene Ontology annotation, molecular function: complement component C1q complex binding. The transcript has 4 exons. Lineage: Eukaryota; Metazoa; Chordata; Actinopteri; Salmoniformes; Salmonidae. Bases 616 to 1965 code for a protein of 449 amino acids.